AUGACUUGUACUCAUAUUUGCCUGGAUGUGAAAACAGCUCUUUGUGAAAUCUGGGAUCCUAAAAGAUUGCCAGAGAGCUAUCAACAUAAUGAAGUUGGAGAGCCAAUGACUAGGGAGUUCUUAUAUUCUAAUGUGUGCAAAAUACAGGAUGGUGAAAAUUGUUCUUCUGUUAUUCCUUCUACAGAGCUAUCUUCUGAAGAUUCUGAAGAGGAUAAAGAACAUACAUGUGAGACAUUGCUGAUGUGCAUUGUUACCGUGCUUAGUCAUGGCCUGAGGAGUGGGGGUGGAGUAGGAGAUGUACUCAGGAAGCCGUCCAAGGAGGAACCUCUCUUUGCUGCAAGAGUGAUAUAUGACCUCCUCUUCUUCUUUAUGGUGAUCAUUAUUGUCCUUAAUCUGAUUUUUGGAGUCAUUAUUGAUACUUUUGCUGAUCUAAGAAGUGAGAAACAGAAGAAAGAAGAAAUUUUGAAAACAACAUGCUUUAUUUGUGGUCUGGAAAGAGACAAGUUUGAUAACAAGACAGUGACUUUUGAAGAACACAUUAAAGAGGAGCACAAUAUGUGGCACUACUUAUUCUUCAUUGUCUUGGUGAAAGUAAAAGACUCUACAGAAUAUACAGGACCUGAGAGUUAUGUAGCAGAAAUGAUAAAGGAGAGAAAUCUGGAUUGGUUCCCCCGGAUGCGUGCCAUGUCACUUGUUAGUAGUGACUCAGAAGGAGAACAAAAUGAACUUAGAAAUCUGCAAGAGAAGCUUGAAUCAACUAUGAAGCUGGUAUCUAACCUUUCCAGUCAGCUGACGGAACUUAAAGAUCAGAUGACAGAGCAGAGGAAGCAAAAACAGCGUAUUGGUCUCCUAGGACAUCCUCCUUCUAUCAAUGUGAACCCACAGCAACCAGCAUAAAUUGGAUGGGUGGCUUGUCUCCCCAUUGUAUUUCCUUCCUUACUUCAUAACAGAGUUGAGAUCUAAUCCUUAAAGCUGCUUCGGUGUAUUCCUGGUUCAUGUAAAUAACCCUAGUUUUUAUACUGUAUGUAUAGAACUGCUCUGAGAAAGUAUGGGGCUUAUAAAUAUUGGCACAUCAUUAGAGGAGGAUUACAUUUGUACCUUCAAAAUGUGUUUUUAUAGGAAGAAAGGCACAUCCAAUUUGCACUUGGAAAAGGAUUUAUGUCUGAAAUAAUACAUGAUCUGUAUUUUGUAUUUAAAACCUCAAGAUAGCUAGUAUUUAUGUUUUAUACAAUUGUGCAAUAUGAAUUAUGCAAUCACACUAGUUACUUUAGGAAUGUAUCCUACAGGGAGUGCACAUCUUUGAAUCUGGUGUCAUCUUACUUCAUUUGCAAAACAGCAUCAAAAGUCCACUAAUACAGGCUGCUGCCAAACGCUGUUCCUAGUGAGGUCGAGUUAAUCUUGAGAGGAAUCUUUUUUGUCAUGGCAAAUUAUAUCAGAAUGGUUCUCCAUGGCUGGCAGGUCAGAUAUUUUUUGUUUGGUUUUGGUGGCCUGUUGAUUUAGAAGAACCUAGAAUAAUGUAGAGGUAUCACCUCAGACUCUAGUUUUCAGGUACCAAUUCCAGAGAUGUUACACAUAUUGUUACUGUAUUCUAACAGAGAUACAUUUCCCUCAGCUAUACUUUGUACCAACUAAAAAAUAAACGAUGCCUUUUAGGACCCUUAGCUGAGCACUGAUUUUCCAAUACUUGUGAAAGAGCCACUAGUUAUAGAUUGUGCUUUAGUUUUUCUUCACACUUUGUUAAUCCUAAGAGAUUAUAUAUAUAUGUCAUCUAGUUUUGUACAUGAUUCUCAUUUUACAGAAGUAAUCUCUGCUUUUAAUAAGAAGCAGGGAGAUGAAGAGUGCUUAUUAAAGUUUGUAAAUGCAUAAAUAUAGAUAUUUAAAUAAAUGAUAGAAUAAAUAUGU
Messenger RNA from Python bivittatus (Burmese python), 1902 nucleotides. The record is from RefSeq and is a predicted model, not a curated record. NCBI's taxonomy places the organism in Eukaryota, Metazoa, Chordata, Lepidosauria, Squamata, Pythonidae.